Molecule: messenger RNA, 2158 nt
Organism: Malus domestica (apple)
Lineage: Eukaryota; Viridiplantae; Streptophyta; Magnoliopsida; Rosales; Rosaceae
Product: transcription factor TCP18
Biological process (GO): regulation of secondary shoot formation
Cellular component (GO): nucleus
Molecular function (GO): DNA-binding transcription factor activity; sequence-specific DNA binding
Source: RefSeq, a predicted model, not a curated record
UUUCUAUAUUUCGUAUCCACUCACUUUCUUUCUUUCUUUCUUUUGCAACCCGGUACUACUACUGUGGAGUACGGUCACAUUUUCUUGCUUGAAUAUGUAAUAAUGGUGAAGCAAAAACCAGUUUCCAGGUUUUGGUUUAGCUCUACACUAGCAACAAAGCACCGCCAUCGCCCUCAUCAGACUCUGCACUUUGUGUUUUUCUUUAUCGCUCUUCACUAGUUGCGUCCUUUUCCUUUAAGGCUCUCUUAUACAUGUAGAAGAACAGUAACCCUCCAGGGCAUCCACAUAGUAGUCGAUUUAUUUCUUGCCCCUUCUCUUUACUACUACUGUUUGUGUUGUUUUUCCGGCGGUCAAAACAGUACCGAAUUAAAAGAGACGUCAUGCAUCAUCACAAUCUUUAGGGUUUUGUGAAUUGUCAUAUACUAUCCAUGUUUCCUUCUAGCAGCACCACUAGUAAUACCCAGCUACCUUUUCUAUGUGAUGACAACCACACAAAUGGUAUUAUUGAUGAUUUUCAUCAAAACCCUAAUUCAAUAUCAUCACAUGGUGGCUAUCAUCAAUACUAUUCACAGUACUACUACUCCGAUGACCAGCAGCAGCAGCAGGCACCUGAUUUUCUUGAACACGAUGGAAUGCUAUUGAGCUACUUGCUAUCUCAGCAGCAGCUCUUGAUCGACAGCUCCAGUACUACUAAUGUAGCAACGCAUUCCAACCAUACUCGAGCUCACAGUAGCGCUGAAAUAUGCAUUGUGGAUUCAAAUUCAAACAAAACAAUGGAGUUGAUCAACCGUGCCGACGAGAUCACCGUUAUCCCGGCUGCAGAUUCACAGAUUAAGAAAAAUAAUGUGAAGAUGAAUGGAGAAGGAGGUGGAGAGAAAAAGGCAAAAUUUGCUCGAAAGAGAGCGAGUGGGAAAAAAGACAGACACAGCAAGAUCUACACAGCUCAAGGUCCAAGAGACCGGAGAAUGAGGCUGUCCCUCCAAAUUGCCCGGAAGUUCUUUGAUCUUCAAGACAUGUUGGGGUUUGACAAAGCCAGCAAAACAAUUGAGUGGCUUUUCACAAAGUCAAAGACCGCCAUCAAGGACCUCAAGCAGCACCUCCUCGUCUCACCCAAGGAGGAUUACAGCAGCACAAAUGGCGGUGCAACUGCAAAGGUGAAUUCAUUUGAGAGUACCACCGGUGAUGUCGCAUCGAAAAUUAUGGAGCCAAAUAGUAGUGCUGCAAAAGGUGACAUUUCCAUUGGGUUGGCUAGGGAGAAAAAGUACAGGAAGUUAUCAGUGGUUGCAAGGGAAUCGAGGGUGGAGGCAAGAGCAAGGGCAAGAGAGAGAACAAGGGAGAAGAUGAUGAGGAUCAGAGGGUUUGAUCAAGAUCAUCAGAGUACAAAGCAAAGCCAUAAGCAUCAAGAACAACAAAACCCUAAUGAAUUGUUUGAAACAGCUGGAAUGAUGAAUUCCAUGAUGAUGAGCAUGAAUCGUCCCAACGAUGGUCAGAAAAUUGUGGGCAGAACAAGUAGUAAUUGUGGUGGUGCAGAAAGAUUGUUUUUGAAUUUUGAUUUUUCGCGACAUGCGGAGGCAAGUGGAGCAAAUUCUGAGGACUGUGAUUUUCCAGGGAAUUGGGGAGCAAUCAACAACACCAAGAAUAUUAUUACAGGUAACGUGCUGCAAGUAGAGCAAAACCCUACCUCAUACCCAAAACAACAGAACCCUAGCUCAAUUUUCGGGACCGGUACUCAAGAGCAAAACCCUAAUUCAAUUUUCCUCACCACCUUAGCCAAAGCUCAAGACCAAAACUCCACUACCUCUUCAAAUUUUGCGAUCAAUACAAAUAUUAGUACUUUGCAGCCCCUGUUUACUGGAAAUUAACGAAUCUUCUUCCACCUUCUCCUCCUCCUCCUCCUGCUGCUAUAUAUAGCUAAUUAUCAAGCUCAGUAUCCGAAUAUAUUCACUGGUAAUUUGUAUUGUAGUGGAUUACUAUCUUUGACAGUGCGAGAAAAAUGUUUUCAGGCAUCUCUCUAAACUUUAUUUGAUUGCAUUGUUAGAAAAUGUAAUUUGAAGAUGUCGUAAUUUCUUGAAUUUAUAAAAAAAAAUUGUGCAAUACAGUGUCAGGUACUAUAAUAAUUUGUUUGGAGAUUUUAUAUUAUGCUAGCAUCGUUGUGAUU